UCUCAGUGCCUGAGCUCCACCUGGGGCAAGAGGAACAAGCCCAGCAAUGAGCACCUGGCACACACCGUCCGGGCCACCAUCGACCACUUCAGAAGGGUGGCCAGCCUUGUCAUCACCACCUGCCUCGGGGACCCGAGCAUGAUGGCCCAGGACAGGGUGAGGGUGGUGGAGCGCUGGAUCCAGGUGGCCCAGGAGUGCAAGAUCCUGAAGAACUUCUCCUCGCCCUGCACUGUCAUCUCUGUUCUGCAGAAAACAUCCAUAUGCCACCUGAAGAACACAUGGGGGAAGUUUCCUGGUGGGGAGAGCUCUGAAAAACUUAAGGAGCACUAUAGCCAAGACGAGUCCUUGAGCAGAGAACUGAUGACCAAGGGAAAUGGAAGGAUGGUGAUCGUGUGGUGCAGGCCUCACAUGGGGGUGAUGAGGAGGGGCCUUCCACGUUUGCCCCUCGGAAAUCAGCCCCCAUAG
Diceros bicornis minor is the source of this 465-nucleotide messenger RNA. Its product is annotated as ral guanine nucleotide dissociation stimulator-like. Gene Ontology annotation, cellular component: plasma membrane. The record is from RefSeq and is a predicted model, not a curated record. Gene Ontology annotation, biological process: Ras protein signal transduction; positive regulation of GTPase activity. The coding region runs from base 139 to 465 and encodes 108 amino acids. NCBI's taxonomy places the organism in Eukaryota, Metazoa, Chordata, Mammalia, Perissodactyla, Rhinocerotidae. Gene Ontology annotation, molecular function: guanyl-nucleotide exchange factor activity. The transcript has 5 exons.